Messenger RNA from Monomorium pharaonis (pharaoh ant), 514 nucleotides. RefSeq lists its product as uncharacterized. The coding region runs from base 199 to 507 and encodes 102 amino acids. The transcript is spliced from 2 exons. The record is from RefSeq and is a predicted model, not a curated record. NCBI's taxonomy places the organism in Eukaryota, Metazoa, Arthropoda, Insecta, Hymenoptera, Formicidae.
AUUAUAUUGUAAUUUGUUUAACAUUUGGCGAAUAAGAAAGAUAAAAUAAUACAUGAAGUUACUUGAGUGAGAUUUCCGAACGUGCAGCCUUUUAAGUAUUGUACAUAAUAACCUAAUAAGACUGAAAACUAAGCAAUCUUGCACUAGUCAAGUAUUAGCAUAAUAUAUGCAUAUAAUUAACUGUAUUUGUAUUGAAUAAUGUUAAAAAGAAAAGGUCUCAAAAAAACAUGCAUGAGAAAACAUGUUAAAAAAACUAAACCAGCUAGUGAUGGCAAAAUAAUGACAACUCUUCAUAUACCUCAAGAUUUAGUAACAGACACUAAUAUAUUGAAGAUUCUACCUAUUAAUAAGAAAAAAGCAUUAAAUUGUGCGUUCAUAAAUCCGGAUAGCAAUGUACAAAACUCUUCAAGGAAUACUUAUAAUUUUAACAAAAGCAGAGUGUUAAAUGAUAAAACAAAUAUUCAAAAUCCGCAUACAAAUCGACAAAUUCAAGAAGUAGGUAUGUAAAACAAUG